CCUUCACACGGACCGUGUUACGAAUUGAAAUAAAUUUCUGCACUCCUACUGCCAUCUUUUAAUAAGUCUUCUUGUAAUAUUUCCCUCUCUCACUCAGUCUCAAUGGCCCCUGCUUCAAAGUCUAAGCCUGCCAAUGGUUCCACGGCCAAGGGCAAGGCUUCUACGCCUACCACAAACGGUACAACUACUCCGGUCUCUGUUGCCAGCGAAAAGAAGGACACGUCCGAGGUUCCAUCUGUCUCUGGCGGCAAGCCAGACAAGAAGGCAUACGACGUUGAGCAGGAAAGACUUAAAGGUGAAAUUGAUGCUCUCCAGGUUAAACUGUCGGCUGUAAGAGACAAAAUUUCCCUUGUCACCAAAGGCGGGGCGGGUAAUGAGAGACGAAACGCUUUAAAAGCCGAGCUCGAUGAGAUUCGCGGGCUGCAGUCAAAUAACAAGACUUCAAGAGGCAAAGUUCUUGACCAGGUAAAGGCGUACGAUGAAUCCAUUAAAAAAAAGGUCAAGGACUUGCAAGCCGCCAAGGGUAAAAUAUCCUUCAAAUCUACCGCCGAGCUUGACGCACAUAUCAAAAAUUUGGAAAAACAGGUCGACUCAGGAACACUCAAACUCGCUGACGAAAAACGUGCGCUUGCAGAAAUAAGUUCGUGCAAACGCAGCCGUCGUACGCUUGAUGCCUUCCAGAGCGACCAGGAGUCUAUCGACGCUGAUCGCGCCGCUGUCGCCGAGCUCAGAAAACAGCUCGAUGACCCUGACUUCAAAGCAGUCUCUGAACGGUACGACAAGGCCAAGCAGGAGCUUGAUGAGCUGAAGAAAGAAGAGGACGUUCUCUACGCCAACCGGUCGAAGCUCUUCGAAGAACGUGAUUCUAUCCAAGCGCAACUUAACACCUUGUACAAUGAGAAGCGGGAGUCGCUUCAAAACUUCCGCGAGGCGAAUGACCGUUAUUAUACCAAGCUCAACGAGGAUCGAGCCCGGCGCGCGGAGAGACUUCGUGCCCAAAGAGCCGCAGAGGAGCUACAGACGAAGCAAGAGGUUGCACAGCAGUUAAGAGAAGAAGCAGAGGUACCAGCAUACCAGGCACAAAUUGAAGACUGUCAGACCCUCAUUGACUCUCUGUCUGGAAAGACUAGUGGGGAUGUCACGCUGAAGAGCGCGCCCCUGGUCAAAAAGCAGGAGUUGGUUGGUGUUUCCAAGUUAGAAAUUAGAAAGGUCGAGGACGUUCCAGAAGGCGUUGUCGUCCGGAAAAAGAAGGGCGAGGAUGAUGACAGUUACUUUGUCGGCGGAAAGGGUAAGGGCAAGGGCAAAAAAACUGGCUCCAAGGCGAAUGGAUCCACCGAGAAUCCCUCGCAUCUGAACAUUCCCCUCUCCACCCUCUCUGCUCUCCUCAAUUUCUCGAUUCCCCCUCCUACAUCUAGCGCGGACAUUCCUCGCGUUGUCGAAAAUCUUAAAACAAAGAAGGAGUGGUUUGAGGCGAAUCAGGCUCGCCAGACAGCAGCCAAUAUUGCAAAAGCUGAGGCAGAAAUUCAGCGGCUCACGGGUUCAAGUAAGGAUAUUCAGUCUCCCGAGACCGCUGAUGUGACGCCUCCAAACGGCGAGGGCGAGAUACCCGAUGAUCCUGCUCCAACUCCUGGUGUAUCUGGGUUGUCUUCCCUUGCAGUGCCAGAUGAUGAAGUUAACGAGACUGAAGCUGCGCCCUAGUCGCGAGGUAGUGGCAUGUAAUACCAAGAAUUUUUCGGAUGGUCGGGUUUGGAUAUUCUCUGAGAAAUACCUUGCGUGUUGCAGAACUCCCAAUAACAAUGGUUCAUUAGUUACAUCCAAAUCGUGCCCUCUCGGUG
This is a messenger RNA of Lentinula edodes (shiitake mushroom), 1835 nucleotides long. RefSeq lists its product as uncharacterized. Gene Ontology annotation, molecular function: mRNA binding. The record is from RefSeq and is a predicted model, not a curated record. Bases 103 to 1698 code for a protein of 531 amino acids. Lineage: Eukaryota; Fungi; Basidiomycota; Agaricomycetes; Agaricales; Omphalotaceae. The transcript has 4 exons. Gene Ontology annotation, biological process: intracellular mRNA localization. Gene Ontology annotation, cellular component: ribonucleoprotein complex; nuclear outer membrane-endoplasmic reticulum membrane network; endoplasmic reticulum.